This is a messenger RNA of Priceomyces carsonii, 1518 nucleotides long. RefSeq lists its product as uncharacterized. The record is from RefSeq and is a predicted model, not a curated record. Bases 1 to 1518 code for a protein of 505 amino acids. The transcript has a single exon. NCBI's taxonomy places the organism in Eukaryota, Fungi, Ascomycota, Pichiomycetes, Serinales, Debaryomycetaceae.
AUGUCAUCGGCGAAAUCAGUUUCAGAUCAAAGUUUCCAUGUUCAGCGGACUAGCGAAGGGCUUGAAGAUGAGAUUAGAGACGUUGUUAGAUACGUCUUCGAAGAAGGUCCUGCAAGGGAACGUCCUUCUUUGGAAGAAGAACAUGUUGCAUUGACAGAUUCAGAAGAUGAAGAUGAGUUCGUACGGAAGUACGGUGAUAUCAACUUCCAGUAUAUAAGGAAACCGAAGGAUGCUACGUGGUUUAUCAAACCUCAUGCUUUGAACUACUUCAAAGAUGGAGUAUUGUACAGAACAAAGGGGGAGAGGGCAUCUAGUAAAACAGAAUUAUUUUUGGAUUUGAUGUAUGUUGGAAUUAUUGCUAACCUUGCUGGAGAUGCUUCAGAACAUGCUAGUGGUGCUGCUCUUUUGAAGUAUGUGCUUUUUUUCAUUCCUGCUUGGACUGUUUGGGCUGAUAUAAAGGAUUUCACUAACUAUUACUAUAACGAAGACUUGUCUCAAAAGGUUUACAUCUUGUGGAUCUUAAGUUUGCUUACUUUAUUCGCUAAUAGUCAUUCCAAAAUCCUAGAUGGUCCAAAAGAAGCGGCACUUACUGUUGUACCUUAUAUUCUUUGCCGAGUCUCGUUGUCCAUCAGUCUUUUGGUUUAUUCCAUUUUUAUUCCAGAACAUCGUGUUCAGCAAAGAUUAUAUGCUGUCCUUAUAUUAAUUACUAGUUCUUUAUGGAUUCCGGUAAUCUUUAUUGGAACAAGAGCGAAAGUUGGCUUGUCAUUUGGAAUCUUGUUUUUGGAACAAGUUUUCUUCAUAAUCGCUUAUCAUCCUAUAACCAAAAAAGUUUUACGGUUGAAUAUGUCCACUGCGUUGAAUAUUGAACAUGAAGUUGAGCGUUUUAGUGCUUUCGUAACGAUUGCUCUAGGUGAGUUCUUGUAUAAGGUGGUUGCAUCGAGUCCGUUGGGCGCAGGAUUCUCUGAUAAAUUCGGAAGGGGUAUUUUUCUUUUAACAAUUGCUUAUGUUUUGUUUUGGAUUUAUAACUAUGGCUCUACGACUAAAAAGGCUACGCAUGCACUUAGAAGAAGUGGCUGGUCUGCUUAUCUCUGGAUAUUUUGUCAUCUUCCAUUAAUAGCAUCUUUGGUUCUAGCUGCUGAUGCAGGUGGUGACAUUACGGCGUCUGAUAUAACUUCUUUAAAGAAGUUCCUGAAUGAUCAGUUGAUUGAGAGAAGGGAGGAAGAAGAAGAUCCUAAUAUGUAUGCUCUUUCUUUUUUUUUCACCGGUGGUAUUUGCGUAUCCCUUCUUUCAAUGUUUGUACUAGGAUUAUUGGACGACAGCAAGGAUUCAAAAGACAUUCACAUCCUUCCAAGAUUUUGGAGAAUAUUUUGGAGAGUACCAAUUGGAAUAAUAAUCUUAUGUCUUAGCUUCGCUGAAAUGAACUCCACUUUAAUGAUGGGAAUUGUGACGAUUUUGUUGGGUGUUCUUUUGGUCUAUGAAAGUGUUGUCUCUACUCCUAAAGUAUGCUUAAAGCACUAA